Messenger RNA from Symbiodinium necroappetens, 420 nucleotides. Lineage: Eukaryota; Dinophyceae; Suessiales; Symbiodiniaceae. The record is from the annotation of a GenBank genome assembly.
AUGAACUACGAUUCCUCGCAGGACAGCUCCGCCCAGACCAUGGGGGUUGGAUCCGGCGGCGCAGUCCUGAAUGCGACGCGCGAAACCUAUGUGAAAGCCAUGGAGUGCAUCGUGAAGCUCGCGUCAUUGCAGACGGCCUUCCACACGCUGGAUGAGGAAAUCAAGAUGACUAGCCGACGAGUAAAUGCCUUGGAGUACGUUCUGAUUCCCCGGAUCGAGGAGCUGAUUCAUUACAUUACACAAGAGAUGGACGAAGAGGCUCGUGAAGAGUUCUUCAGAGUGAAGAAGGUCGUCGAGAAGAAGAAGGUCAAGAUGGCCAGAGAGAAGGAGUUGGCACUGAAGCAGGGCAAGGAACAAGUCGCAGCAAUCGAUGCACCUAGCAUCCUGCAGACCAAGAAGGAUGACGAUCUCGUGUUCUGA